Macrobrachium nipponense is the source of this 1075-nucleotide messenger RNA. RefSeq lists its product as uncharacterized. Gene Ontology annotation, cellular component: transcription regulator complex; nucleus. Lineage: Eukaryota; Metazoa; Arthropoda; Malacostraca; Decapoda; Palaemonidae. Bases 95 to 1003 code for a protein of 302 amino acids. The record is from RefSeq and is a predicted model, not a curated record. Gene Ontology annotation, biological process: regulation of transcription by RNA polymerase II. The transcript is spliced from 2 exons.
GCUGUUCGUACGUACACCCACAGCCGCGUGGCUUUUUUUAACCGUCAAGGCCACCGCGCGAUCUGAGUUUACCCAACAGCUACCGCGCGGCCCCAUGGCGGUUCGAGAUACUGCGAUCAAUAGCGUGCGUUUAGUUGCCCGCGAGGUUGUUUGUAUCCCGCACGUUAAAAUGGAGACCGGUCCCGUUGACACUGAACUUUUCAUUGACGAAGUUGAAAAACGUUCAGCUAUUUGGGACACGAGAUCAGCUGACUAUAAGGACAAAGUGGUGAAGAAAAGGUGUUGGGAGGAAUUAGUUGGCAUUUUCUGCCAUUCUGAAGAAUCUCGGGAUAGGAAAAUUGUAGGGCUGCACUUGCAAAAGAAGUGGAAAAAUUUAAGAGAUUCCUUCACAAAGGAACUGAAAAAACAGAAGAGUCUCCCAUCAGGAUCGGGGACAAGAAACAGCUCCUACGUCUUUUUCAGGAGGCUGCAGUUCUUAGAAAAUUCAGUCUCCAGUAAGGAAACUACAAGUAAUCCUGAAAAUAAGGCAACGGAGGCGGAAGUUUUGCUUGACGAGGAUGUGAACGUGGCAGCAGAACGCGGUAGGAGUGAAACAGCGUCAGCAAAAAAGAGAGUGAAGCUGAAUCCGGUCGAUAAGCAUUUUUCAGAUGUUCCGAAGAAAUGUUUAUUGACGAGACAGAAUGGAGAAGAUGAACGAGAGGACCAAGAUGAUGAAAAGCUUUUCUGUUUAUUAGUAAACAAAGAGCUCAAGAAGGUGCCUGAAAACAUACGUCUGAUGACAAAAAUCGAAAUAUUAAAUGUCAUUCAACGCGCGCAGACGUUUGGAACGUUCCCCGUCGCGCAGCCAGUCCAGCAUCCACACUCACACAAUCAACCAUUUCCUCAUUUCUUGGGCACGACUCAAACACCAACACCUCUGAAAACGUCACCAUCAACGCCUUCACCUGCAGCUGCAAGCUCAGUUUCUGAAACGCAGUCAGAAUGCUGCGAUUUUUCUGAGUAAGAGUAUUAAUUUGUUUUAUGUAAUCGUAAAUGACUAAUUUGUACAACAAAGAAUGACCUGUGCAACAAGUAA